UUGACCACUCGCUCGUCUCGCAAUCUUAACCUGCAUGCAUUUAUAUAUUUUUCGUUUAUUACAUAGCAAAAAUAUAUUAUUAUUAUUAUUAUUAUUAUUAUUAUUAUUAUUAUUAUAUGAUACGUUUUGAGUGGCUGCAUAUUGAACUUGCCUUGACAGGAAAAUCGGUGACAGCGACAUCUUGAGGCGGCGGGAGCUAACUGUCCAGGUUAGCGAGCCGGUGGCUAACUGGUAACUGUGAAGCUAACGUUAGCUAGCCAACCCCGUUUGCGGACACGUCUACACACACAGUCCGCUGCUGCUGGAUACUAGACACAUGUUGAACUGGUGGUGGAAGAAAUGCUAGCUACGAAUGAGGAUUUAACUGGCUUUCGCACGUACAGAAAUUGAGCUCCCGGCCCAGCCAUGUUCGGCACAGAGUCCUCAUUAAGCAUGUUUCUCAACACCCUGACACCCAAGUUUUACGUGGCUCUGACGGGCACUUCCUCCCUCAUAUCAGGACUCAUAUUGAUAUUUGAGUGGUGGUAUUUCAGGAAAUAUGGGACCUCCUUCAUAGAGCAGGUGUCUGUGAGCCACCUGCGCCCCCUGCUGGGCGGAGUGGACAGCAGCUCCCCCAGCAACUCUAACACCAGUAAUGGAGAGGCCGAUUCCAAUCGACAAAGUGUUUCUGAAUGUAAAGUAUGGAGAAAUCCGCUGAAUUUAUUUCGUGGAGCCGAAUAUAAUCGAUAUACGUGGGUAACAGGUCGAGAGCCGCUGACAUACUAUGAUAUGAACCUGUCGGCACAAGACCAUCAGACCUUCUUUACUUGUGACUCAGACCACCUCCGGCCUGCUGACGCCAUUAUGCAGAAGGCAUGGAGAGAGAGAAACCCACAGGCUCGCAUCUCUGCAGCACAUGAAGCUCUGGAGCUCGAAGAAUCCCGGUCCUCUCCUCCUCUCCUCUCCUCCUGUAGUUGCGCGACAGCUUACAUUCUGUUAGCAGAGGAAGAAGCUACAACCAUCAUGGAGGCUGAACGUUUGUUUAAACAGGCGCUAAAAGCUGGAGAGGGCUGCUAUCGGCGCAGCCAACAGCUCCAACAUCACGGCACACAGUAUGAAGCCCAGCACAGAAGAGACACCAAUGUAUUGGUGUACAUAAAAAGAAGACUGGCCAUGUGCUCCAGAAAGCUUGGCCGAACACGAGAAGCAGUUAAAAUGAUGAGAGAUUUAAUGAAGGAGUUCCCUCUCCUCAGUAUGUUCAACAUCCAUGAGAACCUGCUGGAGUCGCUACUAGAGCUCCAGAACUACGCCGACGUCCAGGCCGUAUUGGCCAAGUACGACGAUAUUAGCUUACCCAAAUCUGCAACAAUAUGCUACACAGCAGCCUUGCUCAAAGCCAGGGCGGUAUCGGACAAAUUUUCUCCAGAGGCAGCAUCCAGGCGAGGGCUAAGCACAGCAGAGAUGAACGCAGUAGAAGCCAUCCACAGAGCGGUGGAGUUCAACCCUCACGUCCCCAAAUAUCUGCUGGAGAUGAAGAGUCUGAUUCUUCCUCCAGAACACAUCCUGAAGAGAGGGGACAGCGAGGCCAUUGCCUACGCCUUCUUCCACCUGCAGCACUGGAAAAGGGUAGAGGGGGCGCUCAACCUGCUGCACUGCACCUGGGAGGGCACGUUCAGAAUGAUCCCAUAUCCUCUGGAGAAGGGUCACCUGUUCUACCCCUACCCCAUCUGCACAGAGACGGCCGACAGAGAGCUGUUACCCACAGUGUUUCACGAGGUGUCAGUCUACCCUAAGAAGGAGCUGCCCUUCUUCAUCCUCUUCACAGCCGGUCUCUGCUCCUUCACUGCCAUGCUGGCUCUGCUCACACACCAGUUCCCUGAACUCAUGGGAGUGUUUGCUAAAGCUUUCCUCAGCACGCUGUUUGCUCCUCUGAACUUCAUCAUGGAGAAGGUGGAGAGCAUCCUGCCGUCCAGCCUCUGGCACCAACUCACCCGCAUCUGACCCAGACCGACUGGACUGGACCAGAAUCAGACCCAGGACCAGGAGCAGACCUCCAUCCAGACGGAAACAGCUGAACUGAAACCCAGAACGCUGCGUUGGGCUUGACUGACGCACCUUUGUGCCAAGAUUAGCGAGUUCAAACCAAACUGAGGACGACGAGGAGAGGAGGCAUGAAACAAAAAAGGCAAAACAAUGGAAUCCAGAAUUGGUUUUGACUUUAUUUGAUAUGUUCGCAUUUUGGGGGGGGUUUUCAAUCAUUUAAAGCUGUUCUUUUGUUGUACAAAAAAAAGGUGAUCAAUUGCCAUCAUUAAAAAAAAAAAAGUGAAAAGACUAAAUACAAUAAAGGACUUUUUGUGUAUUGCUGCAA
Messenger RNA from Perca flavescens (yellow perch), 2347 nucleotides. RefSeq names its product suppressor of tumorigenicity 7 protein homolog. The transcript has 16 exons. Bases 406 to 1980 code for a protein of 524 amino acids. NCBI's taxonomy places the organism in Eukaryota, Metazoa, Chordata, Actinopteri, Perciformes, Percidae. The record is from RefSeq and is a predicted model, not a curated record.